AUGGCAGCGGCGGCAUGUGAGGCGGUCCUGCCGCUGCUGCAAGCAGCGCUGGGCGCAUCAGGCGGUAUGAUACCAGCCGACUACUCCGGCAGAGUCUUGCUGCGCAUCGGCGAAUCGGAUGGAAUUGUGUUCUGCGUGCAGCAGGGCCGCGGCAGUUUAGAGCUUUGGCGCGGAGGCACUCUACCGCAGGCCAACACCACGAUCUACUUUGAUUCUGUGGAGACGCUGCGGAAAGCUCUACAGGACCAGCACGCAGUGCCUAUGCUGCUGAUGCGGCGGAAGCUGCGGCUUCAGGGCGAUACCUCCUUCAUGACACAGUUCAGUGCUGGCAGCGGGUCGGAGUCUGCCAUGGCCCGGCAGUUUGCCAAGGAGCUAGACUCCGCCAUUGCUGGCUCUGGCGGUGGCACCGAGGAGGUCGUGAAUUGGGUGCCCAACGAGGCUUCCAACCACUGCCAGGAAUGUAGCCAGAUCUUCCGCAGCUUCCGGCGGCGCCACCACUGCCGCCGCUGCGGGCGCCUGCUUUGCGGGAGCUGCGCGCCUAAGGUGCAGGAGAACAGUGGCGACAACUGCUUGAGCAUGCUGAGCCAGGGCUCUCGCGUGCGGCUCUGUGAGCAGUGCCAAGAAAGCGGGCCACAGGCGCCCCGGAGCCGGUCGAUGCACUCACACCGGGCGAGCAUCAUGAGCACGGCGAGCGCGGUGACUGUGGGCUCAGAUGCUGUUGAGGCUGCCAUGGAGCGCCUCCAUGAGAUGAAGGAGGAAGUCGCAGAGCUGCGGAAGGCGGAGAAGCAGCGCAUCGAGCGCGCUGCGCGCAAAGGGGUGCAGCAGAUUUGGCUCGCAACCUACGUGUCCUUGCUGGUCUUGUCGUUUCUACUUUGCCUCUGGCGCUUCUCGGUGGCUGCUGCCUGGCUGGCCUUCCUAGUGGUGCUGCAGCACUCCUCCGAGGGCUCGCUCUUGCAGCGGAACAUUCGGGUCUUUUGGGCGGCUGCAGUGGUGACGAUCACGGUUCUGAAUACUCGCUGGAAGCUGCGGGGUCUGAACAUCACGGAGGGCGAGGAGUACAAUUCUGAAUGGGCGGCUACACAUCAGGUCAUCGCGCGGUUCCUGUACCACCAGAUUCUCAAGCUGAAGGGCUUUUGGAUCAAGCUCGGCCAGCAGCUUUCCGUCAACGUGGUCAUGGCGGCCCCGUACCGGGAGGAGUUUGGGAAGCUUCAAGACAAGAUUCCUUCCAUGCCAGUCAGUGAGGUUAAGCGCACACUGCAGGAGGAGUUCGGCAAAGAAGUUGCCGAUACCCUGAGCCUGGAUGCUGAGCCGCUGGGCACUGCUUCCAUUGCCCAGGUGCACCGUGCGAUUUGGCGUCCAAAGGGUGCGGCGCAUCGGGAGGUUGUGGUGAAAGUGCAGCACCGGGGGGUCGCCGCCCAGUUCCACCAGGACCUCCGCGCCUCCGCAGUGCUGGCCAAACUCCUGGCCCUCGUGGACCCGGAGGGCGUGCCAGACAUGCGGCCGAUCAUCAGUGCCUUGCGAGAGGUCACCAUCAACGAGCUGGACUUCCGGCUUGAGGCGAAGAACCAGUCUCGCGCGAGAGAAGCAGCUGAGAGGCAUCGUGCCAACGUGUUGAUCCCAGAGGUGGUGACAGAGCUGGUAGCCCAACGCGCGAUGUGUAUGGGCUUUGUUCACGGGGAGUCCCUGGCCAAAGCUGCCAAGGAGCUCACGCAGGAGCAAAGAGAUGCACUUAUCGCCAACUUGGCGGACCACUUCGCUGUGCAGUUUGCGGUGGACGGGCAUUUCCAUGCAGAUCCUCAUCCCGGGAACCUCAUGGUGCAAACAAACACUGGCAGGUUGGUGGUGCUGGACUGGGGCAUGUGCAUCACCCUCUCGCCGCAGAAGACCCGGGCCUAUGCCCAGCUCUUUGUUGCCGCAGGCACCUCCAAUGCCUGGGGAGUGGUAAAUGCUCUCAGGGACAUCGGCGUGACUUUCAAGGAGGGCGAUGUGUUUGAGCCCGUUAGCUUCCUGAGCUUCCUCCGUUUUGGAUUGCGGGAGACGCAGCCGCAAGACGAGGCGAAGGGUCAGGCUGAGAGUUUCAUGAAGGCCGGAGACGACCUGUACGAGCGAGGGCCGAAGCGCUUCAAGAAGUCCCCCUUUGAGACUUUCACAGGGGACUUGACCUACUUCUUCAAAGCCCUGGACUUGCUCUGGUGCGUCUCGAGCCAACUUCACACUCGUCAUCCCAUACUGCAGACCAUGUUCCUGCGUUCGUGCGCAUGCCUUGCUGGCAGCCAGGGCGUUCCCAGGAGACUCCAAGAGCUGCUUCCGGCGCCCAAAGUGUUCAGCGCCCAAAGCAACGGCCUUCAGCUGCAGCUGCAGCAGAUCUUGCAGAGGUUCUACUUGGAGGGCGAGCUCUUGGGCGCUCAGCUCUGCGUGCUGGACCUCAGCGGGCCACCCAAAGUCCUGGCAGAUUUGGCUCUCGGGGUGCAAAGCUGGAUACACCAGGAGCCUGUCACGCCGACGACGCUCUUCAACUUGCUUGACAUCUCCAAGCUGAUUGUCGUUCAUUCUGGGUCGAGGACAUCUUUCAGCUCAGCACAAAUACUCCCUCCACCAUUGAAACAAAGCAGCCGGUUGCAUGGGAUGCGCAUCCCAACUCCUGUCGCCAUGUCUGUCCUCCGCCUGGUGGACAAAGGCCGUUUGCAGCUGUCCUGCAAGCUGCCUUUGCCGGAACCUGUCACGGUCGAGCAGGUUCUCUCGCACAGAGCAGGCUAUUGGCAACCUUUGCCAGACGGCAUUGUGAACUUGCCGGAGCUGGCGGAUUUAGAGCAGAUGCUCUCCGCGCUGCAGCGCACCCGUCCCUGUGAGGCGCCGGAUGCUGCGCAGCGUUAUCACUGCACUAGCUUUGGCUAUCUCUGCGCUUUGGCCUGCCGAGAGGGCGGCUUGGAGCUGCAGCAGGCUUGGGAUGAGCUUUGCGUCAGCGCCGCUGCUUGGGCGGACGAAGUGGACCUGGAGUGUCCCAUGGCACGACAGACGCUGGCCCGGGACCAAUCAGCUGCACGAGUAGAGGGUGACAUGACCAUCCCCGACUUUGAAGAGGUGGCGGAGAUGAUCUCCGCUGUGUACAUGCUGCUGGGCGAAGAAGGCUCACCCUCAGAGGCUUCAAGGAGCCGAAUGGAGGCCAUCAGGAAGGAUCUCUUCGGCCGUGAUCACUUGGUGCACAGGCACAUGCGCAAAGGGCUGAAGCAUUUGGAGAGAUUGUACAUCCCUGCCAACGGCCAACUCUUUGGGCGAUAG
Molecule: messenger RNA, 3279 nt
Organism: Effrenium voratum
Lineage: Eukaryota; Dinophyceae; Suessiales; Symbiodiniaceae
Source: the annotation of a GenBank genome assembly